AUGGAUCUGCUUAGAGAAUCGGAAUUGAGCGAUACAUUCUUCACGAUUUUAGAUCACACAUUUUGGCUAGCAGCAGCUUAUGCAGAAGCUAUAAGCAGUGCCGUUGAUAACUCUCCAACAGCUACUGCUGAGUCUUCUCAAGAUUUGUUCCGACUACCAACACAGCAAUCAGUGCAGUCAUCUACCUCCUCGCUGAGCAGCUGCAAUGUUUCUGCAAAAAAAUUUAGUUCGGGAAGGAGUUUCUCUACUGCUUACGACUCAGAUGUCUCGUCAUUGAGUCUCAGCAGCGACUGUGUAGAUAUGAAGGUGUUCACCGGUACAAGGGGCAUCCUGGCAGAUGACUCGUCAUUAGACUGCCAGAACAUCCUUCAAGCAGAGGUUGAGGAUUGCGUGGUAUCGAAGCAGUCCUCUCAAGAAGUUCCUGAGUCAUCUUCAACAAAACGAGUCAGCAGCUCCUCUAAUGGGAAAGCGAAGAGAACUACUUCAAAACGAAACGCUACUCGGUCGCCUCUCUUGAGCAGUGAUCUCGAACUUAUAAACACGGAGGCUGACUUGGAAGCGCACCUCGACGUACCUUCUGGUCCAGUACAGAAUGUUGUGAAGAAGUCGACAACUGGCGAUUCACUGAUGAUGCGCUCGCAGAAAAACAUGAACCUCAGGACGUGGACCAUCUUGAAUCAAAUGGAGACGUGGCAAAAACAAUGGAUGGAGUAA
Cooperia oncophora is the source of this 714-nucleotide messenger RNA. Lineage: Eukaryota; Metazoa; Nematoda; Chromadorea; Rhabditida; Trichostrongylidae. The record is from the annotation of a GenBank genome assembly.